Messenger RNA from Carcharodon carcharias (great white shark), 4309 nucleotides. Its product is annotated as zinc finger protein 229-like. Gene Ontology annotation, molecular function: RNA polymerase II cis-regulatory region sequence-specific DNA binding; DNA-binding transcription factor activity, RNA polymerase II-specific. The transcript is spliced from 3 exons. The record is from RefSeq and is a predicted model, not a curated record. The coding region runs from base 419 to 1624 and encodes 401 amino acids. Gene Ontology annotation, cellular component: nucleus. Gene Ontology annotation, biological process: regulation of transcription by RNA polymerase II; central nervous system development. Lineage: Eukaryota; Metazoa; Chordata; Chondrichthyes; Lamniformes; Lamnidae.
ACGGGGAGUGCGGGAGCUGAAGGAGGAAGGAGGCGGGAAAGGAUGAGUGACAGCCGAGUGCAGGAGAGAAAUGGAGUCAGUGCGGACUGGGAGGUUUCAUAAACACCCAGCGUAGGACUCAAGACUCGAAUUAGAAACUCCCAGUCCCGCGUUUGCACCAAAUCGGCAACGGCUGCGGCCUCAGACACAGGGAUAUUACAUCAGGAUUCUCAGACAGGACACACAGCAUCACAUCUAAGUGGCACUUAAUCACUCCAUUCAUCAGGACCUGGAUAUUAUCGGCUUCUGAGCGUAGGUGUUGAGUUCCAGGAUGUUAGAAGGGGAGUAUUUACAGUCAGGAAACUGAAACCAAACAUCACAUCAGGAUCUGACGGAGUUGCCCAAUAUUUCGUAACCUGAAUAUCAUUAGAUUUUGAACAUGGAAGGAAAAAGCACCGUUCCCACUGGGAAGAAACUGUGGAAAUGUGGGGACUGUGGGAAUGGAUUCAGUUACCCAUCCCAGCUGGAAACUCAUCGGCGCACUCACACUGGUGAGAGACUAUUCACCUGCUCAGAGUGUGGGAAGGGAUUCACUCGGUCAUCCCACCUGCUGACACACCAGCGAUUUCACACUGGUGAGAGACCGUUCACCUGUUCCAAGUGUGGGAAGGGAUUUACUGUUUUAUCCACCCUGCAGAGACACCAGCGUGUUCACACUGAUGAGAGACCUUUUAAAUGCUCAGAGUGUGGAAAGUGUUAUAAAAGUUCUCAGGAACUGAUGUCCCAUCAACGUGUUCACACUGAUGAGAGACCAUUCAGGUGCUCUCACUGUGGGACUGGGUUCAAGACCUCAUAUUACCUCAAUGUGCAUCAGCGCAGUCACACUGGGGAGAGACCAUUCAUCUGCUCCAAGUGUGGAAUGGCAUUCACCCAGUCCUCCAGCCUUCUGAGACACCAGCGAGUUCACACGGGGGAGAGACCAUUCGCCUGCUCUGAGUGUGGGAAGGGAUUCAGUCAGUUAUCCACCCUGCAGAAACACCAGCGAGUUCACACCGGGGAGAAGCCAUUCUCCUGCUCCCAGUGUGGGAUGCGAUUCAGUAGUUCAACCACCCUGCUGAUACACCAGCGAGUUCACACUGACGAGAGACCUUUUCAGUGCCCAGACUGCGGGAAGAGCUUUAAACGUUCCCAGGAACUGAUGUCCCAUCAACGUGUUCACACGAACGAGAGACCAUUCAGGUGCUCUCAGUGCGGGACUGGGUUCAGGUGGUCAUCUCAACUCUCAGAACAUCAGCGGGUUCACACUGGGGAGAGGCCAUUCACCUGCUCCAAAUGUGGGAAGAGAUUCAGACAUUCAUCCAACCUGCAGAGACACAAGCGAGUUCACACUGACAAAAGGCCUUUUAAAUGCCCAGACUGCGGGAAGUGUUAUAAAAGUUCCAGGGAACUGAUGUCCCAUCAACGUAUUCACACUGACGAGAGACCAUUCAAGUGCUCUGACUGUGGGACUGGAUUCAGGCAAUCAUCUCAGCUCACUGUACACCAACGAGUUCACUCUGGGGAGAGGCCAUUCACCUGCUCCGAGUGUGGGAAAAGGUUCACUCAGUCAUCCCACCUGCUGAGACACCAGCGAGUUCACAAGUAACUACAGUGAUGGGAUUUUGCUGUUAAUCACAUCCAGGAAUGAACCAUGUACAUUGGGUCUGUUUCUGCUGAUGUUAAUAAACUCCAGCCCAGAUAUAGGGACUAUUAUUAUCAGAAAUAUAGCCAAAUACAUCAUCUUUGUGUUAAAUCCAUUCUGUCAAAUAUUUUAAAUAUCUCUAACGUAAGUUAGUUCCUUUUAAAGGGCUCUCCUUCUCCCCUAUCUCCUCCAUCCUCACCUCCAACAACAAGUGUGAGGAGCUCAUGGAGCUUCUUUGUCACUAAGAUUGAGACAAUCUGAUCAGCUGCCUUUGCUGCUUCCCUCCCUUCCACUAGCCCAACGGGACAAACUGUCUCUGAAGAUCCCCCUUGUCUGAGCCCUGCACCCACAUCUUCCUCCAGUUUCUCUCCCAUCUCCCUCAUGCCCUCUUGAUCCUAUUCUCAUUAAACUGCUGACCAUCCAACUUCUCCAUUUUAGCUGAUAUUGUUAAUGGUUCUCUCUCUCUUUUGGUACUGUCCCUCUCACCCUUAAAUCCACCAUCCUCACCCAUUCUAAAAAAAGCAAAUUUUGACCCAACUAUCUUUGGAAACUACCGCCCCAUCUCCAACCUCCCUUUCCUCUCCAAAGUCCUUGUACUUGAUGUCCCCCAAGGAUCUAUCCUUGGCCCCUCCUAUUUCUCAUUUACAUGCUGCCACUAGGUGACAUCAUCCAAAAGCACUGUGUUAGUUUUCACAUGUACACUGACAACACCCAGCUCUACCUCAGCACCAUCCCUCUCCAUUCCUCCACUGUUACUAAAUUAUAAAACUGCUUAUCCCACACCCAGUACCGGAUGAGCAGAAAUUUCCUCUGAUUAAAAAUUGGGAAGAUCAAAGCCAUUGUCUUUGGUCACCACUACAAAUUCUGUUCCCUAACUACCGAGUCCAUCCCUCUCCCUGGGAACUGUCUGAGGCUGAACCACACUGCUCACAAUCUCGGUGUCAUAUUUGACUGCAGGAGGAGUUUCUGACCACAUAUCCACACCAUCACUAACACCAGGUAUUUCAAUCUCCAUAACAUUGCCUGACUCCACCUAACCCCAGCUCAUCUGCUGAAACUUUUAUCCGUGUCCAUGUUACCUUUAGACUUGACGAUUCCAUUACAUUCCUGACCAGCUUCUCACAUUCAACCCGUCCCCCACACAGAAACGUGAGAUCAUCCAAAACUCUGCUGUCCAUGAGCUUUCUUACAUCAAGCCCCCAUCACCCCUCUGCUCACUGACCGACAUUGGCUCCUGGUCAAGCAGUGCCUUAAUUUUAAAGCUCAUAGCCUUGUUUACAAUUCUCUCCAUGGCCUCGUCCCUCCCGAUCUCUGUAAUCUCCAGUCACUCACCCUCUCUAAUAUCUGUGCUCCUCUCAUUCUGGCCUCUUGAACAUCCCUGAUUUUAAUGACUGCACCAUUGGUGGCUGUGCCUCGGUGUGAAGCUCUGAAAUUCCCUCCCUAAACCUCUCCACCGCCUCCAGCUCUCUCUCCUGAUUAAAGAUGCUGGUUAAAAUCUGCCUUUCCAAUCAAGAUUUUGUCCAUUUACCCUAAUAUCUCCCUUUGUGUCUCUGUGUCAUUUUUUUUCUUUAUGAAACUCCUGUGAAGAACUUUGGAACAUUUUAUUACAUUAAACGUGUUUUAUAAAUACAAAUUGUUUCUGUUUCAUGACAGCCAGUUUGUGCACAGUAAGAUCCCACAAACAGCAAUCAGACUAACUGAUUAAUCCAGGUUUUUUUUGGUGGUGUUAGUUAAAGCACUAAUGUUGGUCCCACUACACCAGGAGAACUCCCCUGUGGACAGGACAUGGAGUAGCUGAUGUCUCCUGAGCUGAGAGUGGAGCUGAUUGAGCUGUUGGGCCUGUAGUGUACCUUGAAGAACCGCUGUCUUUUACCUACAUCUCACCCAUUAGAAAUCCAUGAAGUUUAUGGAUUCAAACAAAACAAUAAAUUAUUCUCUCUUCAUCAGUUCCAUCGUGAGUGAAACAGAUGUAAUAAAAUAUUUUUUUUCCCUUAUUACUGUGGGAUACUGCGAAGCAGGCUUGUGCGGACUGUAUGUAGGUUGUGUGGGUGUGUGUGACUAAUUAGACUGACGACAGUCAGACUGCAAGGUUUAAAUCAUGAAGAGGAUUAGGUGCAAAAGGAGACAUUUUUGAAGUGCAUGUGAGUGAGCUAAGAUGGGUUACCAGUAGAUACAACAUGAAUAGGAAUUUGCAUUGGGAGAUAAAUGAGGAGCUGAAUUUUUAGCUAUUGAAUUUUAAAGAGAGAAAAAAGGAAGUCUGACAACUGGCAAAGAGCAUAAGUAAAUAAAGCAAAGUUAUUAAGUUUAUUUUUCCCUCAAAUAGUGACCAUAAAAACAGCAUGAAAGUUUUUAGAUUCUGGGAAAGGUAACCUUCAAAAUAAAGUUUAAAAACAUUGGGUAUUUGAGGGGUUUGGCCAUGUGAUCUUGAAUAGUGUGCCAUGUGAGCACAGUCCUAUGAAGGAAGCAGCUUUUCUUACAAGACUUGGAUUUCCAUUGUUGACUGCGAGAGAGAGGGAGAGAAGCUUGUGAAAUACCUCCCCUAUAGCAACAGUGGGUGCCUUGUAGUAAUCUUACUGGAUGUUUUACUGUUGUCUGGAAAUGGGUGUUUAUUUUGAGUCUAGCUAAGUAGAAAUCUUUUGGGAAAUGAUA